AGUUUCCAACAUUUUGGCGCGAUGGACACAUUUGAUUUCGAUUUCUUACGCGAUUUACACGCGGUUGAAUGUUAACUAACGCGCUCUUGUCAACUAUCGGUGUGACUUACUGUUAUUAGGUGUUUAUAGUGUUUAGAAUUCCAUAAAUGCUACAUCUCAAUAAGUGUUAUCAAGCAUGAUAGGAACUAUUUUGUGCUGGAUAUAUUUUUUGGUACCAACACUACUUGCAAUCAGUCAACUUGACUUACUUAGACGAAAUUUUGAUAGUGCAACAAUACCAACAGAACAAAUUAUAGUUAAAGCUUAUCAAAACCAGUCUCUGCAAUGUCCUGGAGCCAACGAGCAUUCCCUAGUCAACAGUCUACAGUGGAUCUCACUAACGCAAGACAAAAAAAUAUUAGAAUAUUCCAGAAGCUCAUUAACUGUUUACAGUGAGCAGCAUCGCAUAUCAUUAGCAAAAGAUUAUGGCUUAACCAUACAUCCAGUGGUAGCAAUAGACACAGGGGACUACAUAUGUCUCAUAAACGGACGACCUGAACCAGACGGUGUCAUCCAGCUGAGGGUUAUGGAUGUUCCUGAUCCACCAGGUCGGCCUCUAAUAGUUAGCUUCACUUCUCGAACAGUGGAUUUAUCAUGGGCAUCUCCUCAGAAUAACCACUUCAGUGCUAUUAAUCAUUAUAUAAUUCAUAGUCGAGUGGGAGAGGACGGCGAAUGGGACGACAAAGACAUAAAAACUCCAAGCAAUGACACAACAUACCAAGUUAUUGGUCUCCAUCCUUAUACAGUCUACAGUUUCAGAGUAAUGGCAGUAAAUUCUAUGGGUAUGAGUCAACCAAGUAAACCAUCGUAUUAUAUGGUCACACUUAGAGAGGUUCCUGCAGGACACGUAACUAUCACUAAUGCAAAAAACGAGUCUGCAAGUUCAGUUUACUUCAGUUGGCUGGCUCCACCGCCAGAUACGAUAUUUGGAGAAUUUCUUGGUUAUCGAAUUUCCUACAAACCCAGGACUUUGCCAGAAGAUAACAAAGAGAUCUAUCUUAGAGACCCCACAGUUACGAAUCAUCUUCUAACUCAAUUGGAACCAUGGACCCAAUACUACGUUACUGUACAGGUAUUUAAUCCAGAAGGUCUGGGACCAAACACUACCGUACUAAUAAUGACAGAUGAAGGAGUCCCAGAUAAGCCGAGAAACUUAACCAUUUUGGACUAUACUUCUAACAGCAUAUAUUUACAAUGGGCUAAUCCUCUGAAAAAGAAUGGAGUUAUUGAGGGUUACAGAGUAUAUUACAUGAAUAACAACUUUACUGAAGUUCAACCUGAUAAAAUACCCUACAAUGAACCAUUAAUUUACUACAAUUUAACUAGACUGAAACCUAUGACUGAAUACACAAUUUUUGUGAAAGCUUUUACACAAAAGCAUGAAGGCUACUCUUCAGACUCUCAAAUAGCUGUUACAGAUAUAAGUGGCCCGAGCCCUCCAAAGAUUCUAAACUUGUCUUGCCAGGCUAAUGAGACCAUUUACAUACAGUGGGAGAGACCUUCUAGUUUUUACUACUCAAUAGACUAUUACUAUGUAUAUAUAAAUUUAGGAAAUACACUUUAUGAUAACAUAACCAUUCCAACUACUAAGGACCAUUUAGAAACAACAUAUACUCGAAAAAAUGUUACUCCAAAUGCAGACUACAAAAUACAAAUCCAAGCUUCAACUAGAAGCAACCGAACACACCGACUAGUAAUGGGAAAGAUGUCAGUUCCAUCACAUAUUUAUAUCUCUAGAAACUGUGAUAAAGUUGUUGAUUACUUGUCUCAUACUACGAACGAACUAGGAGCUGGUAUACUAGCAGGAGUUCUUUGUGCAUCACUGGCUUUACUGGUAGCAGGCUUAGGAUUUCUUAUUUGGAGAAAAUGUUUUCGUGCUCCAUAUUACUACUUAGACAAUCCUCAAUGCUCUGCUGCAGCUUUAGACUGGAAUAUUACCCCUGAACCUACUGCUGAUUACACUGGACCAAUACCAGUAUCACUUUUCAGCAGGCACGUACAAGAACUACAUGCUGAUGGUGAUAUCGGAUUCAGCAAAGAAUAUGAAAGCAUUCAGAACGAAGCAUCUAAUGAAAUUAACAGCUCUGAACAUUCACAGCAUCCAGACAACAAACCGAAGAAUAGAUAUUUGAAUAUAAUUGCUUACGAUCACUCCCGUGUCCACUUACUGACAAUGAAAGGCCAGAAGAUUUCCACUUACAUUAAUGCUAAUUACAUCGAUGGAUUCCAAAUGAACAGAGCGUACAUUGGAACACAAGGACCUCUACCUUCAACUUUCGACUGUUUCUGGAGAAUGGUGUGGGAACAAAGAGUUACCAUUAUUGUGAUGAUUACCAACCUGGUUGAAAGAGGACGGAGGAAAUGUGAUAUGUACUGGCCAAAAGAAGGUACUGAAACAUAUGGAGUCAUUCAAGUGAAAUUGGUUAAAGAAGAUAUUAUGGCAACUUACACAGUUAGAACUCUUUCAAUUCGCCACCUUAGAGUCAAUGUUAAGAAUAAGAAAAAUUCACUUGCUGAGAAACUUGUUUAUCAAUAUCACUAUACCAACUGGCCAGAUCAUGGUACACCAGAUCAUCCAUUGCCUGUCAUCCAUUUUGUAAAGAAGUCAUCUGCAGCCAAUUCACAGGAUAGUGGACCAAUUGUUGUACAUUGCAGUGCUGGAGUUGGAAGAACAGGAACCUAUAUUGUGUUAGACGCCAUGCUUAGGCAAAUUAGAGCCAGAGGGGAGGUCAAUAUUUUUGGAUUCUUAAAACACAUUCGUGCACAACGAAAUUUUUUGGUACAGACAGAAGAACAAUACAUUUUUAUUCAUGAUGCAUUAGUGGAAGCUAUUGAAUGUGGAGAAACUAACAUUUGCAGAGAAACUUUUCCUAGAUACGUAUCUGUUCUUCAAAAUACUAAUACUGAUGAAAAAGAUGAAUUAUGGAAACCUCUUGAUGUACAGUUCAGAUUGGUUACAAGUUUUGUUUGCAAAGAUUUUCAUCUAGUCUCUGCUAACAAACCCGUAAACCAGCCAAAGAAUAGAUGCGCAGUUAUUUUACCAGUUGAAAGCUCCCGAGUUCAUUUAACUCCAAAACCCGGUGAAGAUGGCUCUGAUUACAUAAACGCUAGUUGGCUCCAAGGUUUCCACAGUCUUCGCGAAUUUAUCAUCACUCAACAUCCAUUUAAACACACUGUACAUGAUUUCUGGCAGAUGAUCUGGGAUCACAGCGCUCAUCUAAUUGUAAUGAUUAGUUUUAUUGACAAUUCCGAAUAUGAAGUAUUCUGGCCAGUAGGUGAUGAAAUUAUAGAAACGGAUACAUACACUUGCAAACAAACUAAUGAGGUUACCACAUCUACAUACUAUUUGAGAGAAUUUCUAAUGAAAUCCGUUCAGGAUGAUUAUGAAAUACCAGUAAAAAUGCUUCACUGUUUAAAUUGGCCUCAUCAGGUCUCUUCCAUCAAUGAGAUGUACCAUUUACCCAACUUUAUCUUGGAUAUGCAGAAAAUUCAGAAUGGACCUAUUGUUGUUGUUGAUCGUUUUGGAGGCACUGAAGCUGCAACCUUCUGUGCUUUGACUACUUUGAAAAAACACUUGAUCUAUGACAACAAAGUUGAUGUGUAUAUGUAUGCUAAAUUAUACCACAAUAAAAGACCUGGAAUUUGGAUAUCUAGUGAUGACUACAUGCGGCUUCAUCUCUGUGUACAAUCACUAUGCAACCCUCCAGAACCAGGAAUAACAGAAGUAACUCCCGACUUAUAUGCAAUGGCCAAUGGAACCAUUAACAAUGGAUCAGUAUCUACAGAUUGUAUCCGAAUACCUCCAGAAGAAGCUCUUCUUGAUACUAUGGAUCUUUUGAACGAUAAAAGGAAUUAUUAAUUGUGAUAGCUGAUAUUUGAAGUUAACAUAUGGUAAUACGAGCAACAAAACUGUGGUUUAAUGUUUGCUUUGGAUUUAAUGUUGAUAUUUAAAGCUAGAACUUACAUGUGAAUUAUUUUCUGAAUAUUUUAAUUUAUCCAUACACUUAGGUAAUUGUGAUUUUUAUAAUAUAUUUAUUUAUUUACUUGUAUUAAACUUAUUUUUAUGUA
Messenger RNA from Diorhabda sublineata, 4107 nucleotides. It is a transcript of the gene Ptp99A, whose product is annotated as tyrosine-protein phosphatase 99A. Gene Ontology annotation, molecular function: protein tyrosine phosphatase activity; protein binding. Gene Ontology annotation, biological process: protein dephosphorylation. NCBI's taxonomy places the organism in Eukaryota, Metazoa, Arthropoda, Insecta, Coleoptera, Chrysomelidae. The record is from RefSeq and is a predicted model, not a curated record. The coding region runs from base 176 to 3898 and encodes 1240 amino acids. The transcript is spliced from 17 exons.